Molecule: messenger RNA, 1792 nt
Organism: Telopea speciosissima
Lineage: Eukaryota; Viridiplantae; Streptophyta; Magnoliopsida; Proteales; Proteaceae
Product: 3-oxoacyl-[acyl-carrier-protein] synthase I, chloroplastic-like
Exons: 7
Coding region: 146-1567 (473 amino acids)
Biological process (GO): fatty acid biosynthetic process
Molecular function (GO): 3-oxoacyl-[acyl-carrier-protein] synthase activity
Source: RefSeq, a predicted model, not a curated record
UGGCCGUGUUAUCGAACUUCACCCAAGAUUUAAACUUUGAAGUCUAAACAGUAAAAGAAGGCAAUAAGGUGAGCUGCGUUACCUGUCAGUCAGCCACCACCACCGUCACCUCAUCACUUGUCACCGGCGGGCGAAGGAGCAGAAAAUGCAGGCCCUUCAGUCACCAGCACUUCGCAUCUCUCCCUUAGAACCACUCCGCAAGCAAUCCAAUUCUGGCAGAGCCAGUGCCAGAAGAACCUCCAAGAAAAAGCUUCCAUGGAUGUUGAAGCCCAUCUCUGCUUCUUCGAAAACAACUUCUGCUCCCAAGAGAGAGAAAGACCCAAAGAAACGAGUGGUUAUUACUGGAAUGGGCCUUGUUUCUGUAUUUGGCAACGAGGUUGAUGUCUACUAUGAUCGCUUGCUUUCUGGUGAGAGCGGUAUCGGACCCAUCGAUCGAUUUGAUGCCUCCAAGUUCCCCACUCGAUUCGGUGGUCAGAUUCGUGGGUUCACCUCUGAAGGUUACAUUGAUGGCAAGAACGACCGUCGUCUUGAUAACUGUCUGAGAUACUGCCUAGUUGCUGGCAAGAAGGCCCUGGAGGAUGCUGCCCUUGGUGGUGAUAGCCUCUCCAAGAUUGACAAGGAACGGGCUGGUGUGCUUGUAGGAACAGGCAUGGGUGGUCUAUCAGUGUUUUCUGAUAGUGUUCAAAGUCUCAUUGAGAAAGGUCACAGGAAAAUAACUCCAUUUUUCAUUCCUUACACCAUACCAAACAUGGGGUCUGCCUUGCUUGCAAUAGAACUUGGUUUCAUGGGUCCAAAUUAUUCAAUUUCAACUGCCUGUGCUACGUCAAAUUACUGCUUCUAUGCUGCGGCUAACCAUAUCCGACAAGGUGAGGCUGAUUUAAUGAUUGCUGGUGGAACUGAAGCUGCAAUUGUUCCCAUUGGUUUAGGAGGCUUUGUUGCAUGUAGAGCUUUGUCACAGAGAAAUGAUGAUCCAAAAACUGCUUCAAGGCCAUGGGACAAAGAUCGUGAUGGCUUUGUGAUGGGUGAAGGUGCUGGAGUGUUGAUAAUGGAGAGCUUGGAACAUGCAAUGAAACGUGAUGCACCUAUUAUUGCUGAAUACUUGGGAGGUGCAGUAACUUGUGAUGCUUAUCAUAUGACCGAUCCCAGAGCUGAUGGACUUGGUGUUUCAUCAUGUAUUGAAGGAAGCCUUGAGGAUGCUGGCGUGACACCAGAGGAGGUUAAUUACAUAAAUGCACAUGCAACUUCCACACUUGCUGGUGAUCUGGCUGAGGUGAAUGCUAUUAAAAAGGUAUUCAAGAACACUUCGGAGAUCAAAAUAAAUGCAACCAAGUCUAUGAUAGGGCAUUGCCUUGGCGCAGCUGGUGGCCUGGAAGCCAUUGCUACAGUGAAAGCCAUAACUACCGGUUGGCUGCAUCCUACAAUAAACCAGUUUAAUCCAGAACCUUCUGUUGAGUUUGAUACAAUUCCAAAUGUAAAGAAGCAUCAUGAAGUGAAUGUUGCUAUUUCAAAUUCUUUUGGCUUUGGAGGACACAACUCUGUUGUGGUUUUUUCAGCAUUCAAGCCUUGAUACCAACUUCUGUUUUGCAAUUUUGAGAGGAUAACAUUUUAUUCUUAUUCCUUAAUUUAUUUCUUAGAUGUCAUCAUCUUCUUGUCUCUGGAAUUCUGCAAAUGUUCUUUGAGUAGGUUUUUGUUUCUUUGUGAUGCAUUUCUGUAGGUUGUGCUGUAACUUGACUCAACUACCUGCCAUACUUUUAUACCGGAGUUCCCUUGAAAUUUAAGAGAUUAGCCACAC